AAGAAGGAGAUGCGGAUCCCCGGCCUCGGGUUCCUGCCUAAUAAGUUUCGGAAUCACUUCAUCGCCAUGGUCGGCGAAUUCAUCGGGACCUUCUUGUUCCUCUUCUUCGCCUUCAGCGCCACCACCGUCGCCAACGCUUCCAACCUGGGUGUGGGAGGUACUACCUCCGACGGCAGUCUUAGUCAGAGACCGAAUGCGCAGGCUCUCAUGUAUAUUGCUCUUGCUUUCGGAUUCAGCUUGGCGGUCAAUGCUUGGGUCUUCUUCCGCAUCAGUGGAGGUCUGUUCAACCCGGCGGUCACCCUCGGACUUCUCCUGAUUGGCUCGCUCACCUGGACCCGCGCUGGCCUGCUCUUCGUCGCUCAAAUGCUCGGUGCGUUGGCUGCGUCAGCAGUGACUUCGGCACUCUUCCCAUCCGCCCUCGAUGUGUCCACGACUCUGUCUGGCCGCACUUCGGUCGUGCAAGGUUUAUUCAUCGAAAUGUUCUUGACCGCGGAACUCGUCUUCACCAUCUUCAUGCUCGCUGCUGAGAAGCACAAGGCCACAUUCAUCGCUCCCAUCGGCAUCGGUCUCGCGCUCUUCGUCGCCGAGCUCAGCGGUGUCUACUUCACCGGUGGCUCCCUCAACCCAGCCCGCUCCUUCGGACCCUGCGUCGUCAACCGUCUCUUCCCGAGCUACCACUGGAUCUACUGGCUGGGACCCUUCCUCGGCGCCCUCCUCGCCGUCGGUUUCUACCACUUCGUCAAGCACCUCGAAUACGAGACCGCCAACCCGGGCCAAGACUUCAACGCCCACGAAGCGGAGAACUUCCACGUCGACGAGGACAGCGCU
Molecule: messenger RNA, 828 nt
Organism: Dissoconium aciculare CBS 342.82
Lineage: Eukaryota; Fungi; Ascomycota; Dothideomycetes; Mycosphaerellales; Dissoconiaceae
Product: aquaporin-like protein
Exons: 4
Biological process (GO): transmembrane transport
Cellular component (GO): plasma membrane
Molecular function (GO): water channel activity
Source: RefSeq, a predicted model, not a curated record